CCUGCCCUUAUCUUUCGCAUAAGUGGCAGCUGGAAUGCCCCUCAUUUCAUCCCUCACUGCCAUUUGUGUAUUCUCACGCCCUCGUUUCUCAUCGCAUCCCGUCACUCGCUUGAAGGCAUCUCCACCAUGAAGGAACCUCAACCCCCCGCCAUCGGCGUCAGCAACAGCCCCUCUGCUUUCAACGCCGCAAAACCCCUUCGGUUCCUCGUGAUCGGUGCCGGAUCGCGGGGAACGGCCUAUGCUCGUGCCGUCACGACCACGACCUCUGGGGUCAUUCACGCCGUCGCUGAGCCCCACGCGUUCAAGCGACAGGAGUUCGGCCGCAGCUUCAUCUGGACCGAGAAGGACAGCCCGCAGGAGGGCCAGGAAUUCAAUGACUGGCAGGAGUGGCUGCAGUGGGAGCUCAAGCGCCGGCAGCAGAAUCCACUCGCUGCCCAGCCACCAGGUGUGGACGGCGUCUUCAUCUGUACCCUCGAUGAGACUCACAUCGAGAUUCUCCAGGCCAUUGCCCCGCUUCAACUGCAUGUCCUCUGCGAAAAGCCGCUGGCCCUGUCCCUGGACGACUGUCUCACGGCUUAUCGAGUUUUCGGUGGACUGGCUCCAUCUACGAUCUUCUCAAUCGGCCACGUGCUCCGAUAUAGCCCGCACAAUAUCCUCCUGCGAAAGCUCCUGCUCGUCGACCGCGUGAUCGGAGACAUCGUCUCUCUCGAGCACUGCGAGCCCGUUGGAUGGUGGCAUUUUGCUCACAGCUACGUGCGCGGUAAUUGGCGACGCCAGACCCCCGCGGGCGACGGGUCUCUUCUCACCAAGUCUUGUCAUGACAUCGAUUUUAUCCUCUGGUUGCUCUGCUCUCCGCUACCCCCGUCCGAGGACGACGCAACCGAGAUCACGGAGAACUAUUCGCUCCCGCAUCUCCCCCGUUCCAUUUCCUCGACUGGCGCUCUCACCCAAUUUCGUCCUGCGCGGAAACCAGCCACCGCAGGCACCGCCACCAACUGUCUCUCCUGCCCGGCCGAGCAGGACUGCAAUUACAGCGCACUCAAAAUCUACCGUGACCUACAUGUGAAGCAGUCGAUCUUCGACUGGCCGGUGAACAUCGUCUGUCCCGACAUCGAGGACGUAGUCCGUCCAGCCUUAGCAGCAACACCCUCCGACAGUGACGCCACAAAAUCAGCCGCGGUCGAGGCCGCAGAAACGCACCUCCUCCGCCGGCUGGGCGAAGAUUACUCCCGGGAAAACAUGACGGACGAGGAAAUCGCCGCGAGACCGUGGUACGGUCGGUGCGUCUACGACGGCGACAACACCGUCUGCGACGAUCAGAUCGUCACCAUCACCUGGGAUGACGAACAGCCUUCCCCUCCUUCCCGGAUCCCAACCUCUCAGCAUCCCCUUCGCACUGCCAAAACCGCUUCUUUCCACAUGAUCGCGCCCACCGAGAAGCAAUGCGAGCGGCGCGGCCGAGUCUACGGCACGCACGGCGAGAUCUCCUACGACUCGCGCACCAUCUCCAUCUACAGCUUCGCCACGCGGUCGACCACCACGGUCGAAGUGCCUCGGCAGCCGCCCGAGGAAGAGAAGUCGCACGGCGGCGGAGACUACGGGUUGGCGCGCAGCUUUGUGCGGGCGGUGGACGCCGUCGUGAAUGACGGGUGGGAGGUGCAGCGCGCGCAGAGACACUUUGUCGGCUGUACGCUGGAGGAAGCGGUCCGCAGCCAUGCGGUGGUGUUUGCUGCCGAGGAGGCGAGACGAGACGAGAAGGUGGUGAAGUGGAAGGAGUGGUGGGAGGAGAAGGUGCGACAGGUCUGAUCGUCAUGACCUCCUGCCAAUGGUGUGGUUACUUUGGAAUGAGGUUGGUUUAAUGGUUUUACGACGUGAUGACUGGUCUCCUUGAAUAUUUGUUUAUUUACCGCCAGAUAUGGUACGGUAUGAUAUGAUAUGAUAUGAUUAUAUUAUUUACGAAUCAAAACGAUGACGUGACGAAUCAAUCAAC
Aspergillus steynii IBT 23096 is the source of this 1990-nucleotide messenger RNA. RefSeq names its product Gfo/Idh/MocA family protein. Lineage: Eukaryota; Fungi; Ascomycota; Eurotiomycetes; Eurotiales; Aspergillaceae. The record is from RefSeq and is a predicted model, not a curated record. Gene Ontology annotation, molecular function: nucleotide binding. The coding region runs from base 127 to 1806 and encodes 559 amino acids. The transcript has a single exon.